This is a messenger RNA of Vombatus ursinus (common wombat), 5832 nucleotides long. It is a transcript of the gene CLUH, whose product is annotated as clustered mitochondria homolog. Gene Ontology annotation, biological process: intracellular distribution of mitochondria. Gene Ontology annotation, cellular component: cytoplasm. The record is from RefSeq and is a predicted model, not a curated record. Gene Ontology annotation, molecular function: mRNA binding; protein binding. NCBI's taxonomy places the organism in Eukaryota, Metazoa, Chordata, Mammalia, Diprotodontia, Vombatidae. The transcript has 25 exons. The coding region runs from base 36 to 3773 and encodes 1245 amino acids.
AGGCCCGACCGGGCCCGGCCGAGCUCCCGGCAGUCAUGCUGCUGAACGGGGACUGUCUGGACAAGAAGAGUGAGGAGCCCCGGGAGAAUGGGUACCAGGAAGCCGAGGCCGGCGACGAGGCCAGCGGGCAGGAGGUCAUCGUCAUCCAGGACACUGGCUUCACUGUCAAGAUCUUGGUCCCAGGGAUUGAGGCUUUCUCAUUGCAGGUUUCUCCCCAAGAGAUGGUCCAGGAGAUCCACCAGGUGCUGAUGGAUCGGGAGGACACCUGCCACCGCACAUGCUUCUCUUUGCAACUGGAUGGCAACGUGCUGGACAACUUCUCAGAGCUGCGGACCAUUGAGGGGCUGGAGGAAGGCUCUGUGCUGCGAGUGGUGGAAGAGCCGUAUACGGUACGGGAAGCCCGAAUCCACGUGCGCCACAUCCGAGACCUUUUGAAAAGCCUGGAUCCCUCAGAUGCCUUCAACGGGGUAGACUGCAACUCCCUCUCCUUCCUCAGCGUCUUCACAGACGGCGACCUAGGAGACAGUGGGAAGAGGAAGAAGAAGGGUGUUGAAAUGGAGCCCAUUGACUGCACGCCACCUGAGCACAUCUUGCCUGGGAGCAGGGAGCGGCCGCUGUGCGCUCUGCAACCCCAGAACCGGGACUGGAAGCCCCUGCAGUGUCUAAAAGUGCUCACCAUGAGCGGUUGGAACCCCCCACCUGGGAACCGCAAGAUGCACGGGGAUCUCAUGUACCUCUUUGUGAUCACGGCUGAAGACCGCCACGUUAGCAUCACGGCCUCCACGCGGGGCUUUUAUCUGAACCAGUCCACGGCGUAUAACUUCAACCCCAAACCCGCCAGUCCCCGAUUCCUGAGCCAUUCCUUGGUGGAGCUGCUCAACCAAAUUAGUCCAACCUUCAAAAAAAACUUUGCUCUCCUGCAGAAGAAAAGGGUCCAGCGCCAUCCUUUCGAGAGGAUCGCAACCCCGUUCCAGGUUUACAGCUGGACAGCCCCCCAGGUGGAGCACGCCAUGGACUGUGUGCGGGCUGAGGAUGCCUACACAUCCCGGCUGGGCUACGAAGAGCACAUCCCUGGACAGACGCGAGACUGGAACGAGGAGCUGCAGACAACAAGGGAGCUUCCCCGCAAGAACCUUCCUGAGCGGCUGCUGAGGGAGCGCGCCAUCUUUAAGGUCCAUAGUGACUUCACAGCAGCGGCCACCCGGGGGGCCAUGGCGGUCAUUGAUGGCAAUGUCAUGGCUAUCAACCCCAGCGAGGAGACCAAGAUGCAGAUGUUCAUCUGGAACAACAUCUUCUUCAGUCUGGGCUUUGAUGUCCGAGACCACUACAAGGACUUCGGUGGGGACGUGGCUGCCUACGUGGCCCCCACCAAUGACCUGAACGGGGUGCGUACGUACAACGCGGUUGACGUCGAGGGCCUCUACACCCUGGGCACGGUGGUGGUAGACUACCGAGGGUACCGCGUCACGGCCCAGUCCAUCAUCCCCGGCAUCCUGGAGCGGGAGCAGGAGCAGAGUGUCAUCUACGGCUCUAUCGACUUUGGCAAGACAGUGGUGUCGCACCCGCGCUACCUGGAGCUCCUGGAGAAGACGAGCCGGCCUCUGAAAAUCCAGCGGCACCGAGUGCUCAAUGACCGUGAGGAGGAGGUGGAGCUGUGCUCUUCCGUGGAGUGCAAAGGCAUCAUCGGCAACGACGGCCGGCACUACAUCCUGGACCUGCUGCGCACCUUCCCCCCUGACCUCAACUUCUUGCCCGUGGCUGGCGAGGAGCUGCCUGAGGAGUGCCGGCGGGCCGGCUUCCCCAAGCCUCACCGCCACAAGCUCUGCUGUCUGCGCCAGGAGCUGGUGGACGCCUUUGUGGAGCACAGGUACCUCCUCUUCAUGAAACUGGCAGCCAUUCAGCUCAUGCAGCAGAAGGCCAAGAGGGUCGAGAGCCCGGGCCCUCUGGAGAACGGUACUUCUGAGGCCGGGGCUUCAGAGACGCCAGAGGCCAUGGAGGCUGCAGGGGAGGAAGGGGCCAGUGGCCUAGCCAAGGUGAAGGAGCUCGCAGAGACCAUCGCCUCUGACAAUGGCCCAGCAGUGGACCCCAAGAGCCGGGAGGUGAUUCAGAAUGCCUGCAAGGCCGUGGGCUCUGUCAGCAGCACCUCCUUUGACAUCCGCUUCAACCCUGACAUCUUUUCACCAGGUGUGAGAUUCCCAGAGUCCUGCCAGGAUGAAGUUCGGGACCAGAAACAGCUGCUGAAAGACGCCGCUGCCUUCUUGCUGUCCUGCCAGAUUCCUGGCCUGGUGAAAGACUGCACAGACCAUACGGUGCUGCCCAUGGAUGGGGCCACGUUGGCAGAAGCCAUGCACCAGCGUGGCAUCAACAUCCGCUAUCUAGGCAAGGUGCUGGACUUUGUGCUCAGGAGCCCCGCCCGACCUCAGCUGGACCACAUUUAUAAAAUUGGCAUCAGUGAGCUCAUCACACGGUCUGCCAAGCACAUCUUCAAGACAUACCUUCAGGGUGUGGAGCUCUCAGGCCUCUCAGCAGCCAUCAGCCACUUCCUCAACUGCUUCCUCAGUUCCUUCCCCAACCCUGUUGCCCACCUCCCUGCUGAUGAGCUUGUGUCCAAGAAGAAGAACAAGAGGAGGAAAAACCGGCCCCCAGGAGGGGCCGACAACACGGCCUGGGCUGUCGUGACCCCCCAGGAGCUCUGGAAGGACAUCUGCCAGGAGGCCAAGAAUUAUUUUGAUUUCAGCCUUGAGUGUGAGACCGUUGACCAGGCUGUGGAAACCUUUGGGCUGCAGAAGAUAACCCUCCUCCGGGAGAUCUCCCUGAAAACUGGAAUCCAGAUCUUACUGAAAGAAUACAGCUUCGACAGCAGGCAUAAGCCAGCCUUUACCGAGGAGGACGUCCUCAACAUCUUCCCCGUGGUUAAGCACGUCAACCCCAAGGCCUCUGAUGCCUUCCACUUCUUCCAGAGUGGCCAGGCCAAAGUGCAGCAGGGGUUCUUGAAGGAAGGCUGUGAGCUCAUCACGGAGGCCCUGAACCUUUUCAAUAACGUGUAUGGGGCCAUGCACGUAGAGAUCUGUGCCUGCCUCCGCCUCCUAGCCAGGCUUCACUACAUCAUGGGGGACUAUGCAGAGGCCUUAAGUAACCAGCAGAAGGCAGUGCUGAUGAGUGAGCGAGUGCUGGGAAUCGAGCACCCCAACACCAUCCAGGAAUAUAUGCACCUGGCUCUCUACUGCUUCGCCAGCAGCCAGUUGUCCACAGCCUUGAGCCUGCUCUACCGUGCCCGCUACCUUCUGCUCUUGGUCUUUGGGGAGGACCAUCCGGAAAUGGCUCUGCUGGAUAACAACAUUGGCCUGGUACUGCACGGGGUCAUGGAGUAUGAGCUGGCACUGCGCUUCCUGGAGAAUGCUCUGAGCAUCAACGCCAAGUACCACGGGGCCAAGUCCCUCAAGGUGGCCCUCAGUCACCACCUGGUGGCCCGGGUCUAUGAGAGCAAAGCCGAAUUCCGAUCAGCCCUGCAGCAUGAGAAGGAGGGUUACACCAUCUAUAAGAGCCAGCUCGGAGAGAACCAUGAGAAGACCAGGGAGAGCUCAGACUACCUGAAGUGCCUCACCCAGCAGGCCGUGGCCCUGCAGCGCACCAUGAACGAAAUCUACCGCAAUGGCUCCAGUGCCAACAUCGUGCCCCUCAAGGUCACAGCCCCCAGCAUGGCCAGUGUCCUGGAGCAGCUUCACAUCAUUAACGGCAUCCUCUUCAUUCCGCUCAGGUCAGUUCGAGGUUGAGGGGAGGACUGAGAGUCCCCUCAGGGAGCCUGGGGGUGGGAGAGGGAGAGGGGCCUCUCUGCCCUCUGAAACAGGAUAUGGAGCUUAGUUUAGUCUUUUCUUGAUGACUGUCAGGAGCUUGGAAAGCAAGUCCACUCUGGGCACAUGGAGGUGUCGCAGGCUGUUGGCCCUACCCUGAAUGCCCCAGAUUGCUGGGCUCGGGGCAGACUCCCUGCUGUCAGCCCAACUUCCCAUCUGCUCAUCAUGGCAGGUCUUCAGACAGCACCUGAAAGGAGUGGAGCUCUUCGGGAGUGCGCUAAAAGGUGGCCUCCCAGGUCCCUUCAUUUGGGAGAUCUUUGAAACUGCUCAGUGCCAGCCUAGAACAGUCUUUCCCAUUUGUUGUGGCCCAGGGAACCACAUAAACAAACUUUAUCAUCCAGUUUCAGAGUUGGAAGGAACUUUGCAGUCCAGCUCCUUCCCUGAAGCCAGCUAGCAAGAAUCACUUUGCAAGUGGGCUUCUCCUUAGGGAUCUACGUUGGGGGGGGCAGCCCAUUCCUUUGUAUUUUUCAGCCAACAGAAAUUUCUCCCCCUUCCAUUCCUUUCAGUUGACAGUGAAAGAAUAACAAAACUCAUUUUGCAAAUGUGUAGUCAAGCAGAAAACAUUUUCUGCAUUGACCCUGCCUAAGAACACAUACUUCUCAUUCUCUGUGAGGAGGUGGGUAGCUUGUCAUGAGCCUUCUGGAACUGGAGUUGGUCAUUAGACCCAUCAGAGCUCCUUAUGGUCUUUGUCCUGUUGUCCUGGUUCUGCUCACUUCACUGCAGCAGUUGAUACAAGUCUUCUCAGGUUUCUCUGACCACCCUGCCCCCUCACACACACACAUCAUUUCUUCCAGCACAGUAGUAUCCAUCACAUUCAUAGGCCAUGACUUGUCCAGCCAUUCCUCAGUUGAUGCCUUCCCUAAUUGUUGAGUUCUUGUGUGAAAUUUUUUCUCCCUGGUAUCUUCAUUCUGACUUGACAGGAAUGUCCAAGGUCCUGGGGAUGUUUAGAGGAACCCCCUGGGGGGAUGUGAGGGAUUGGCUUUCCCUCAGCAGGCCCUAGAGGCCAGGGCAGAACCAAGGAGUGGUAGGCACUGCUGAGCAUUCUGUUCUCUCUCCUUUGUGGCCAGGGCCCCGCUGGCCCCAGACACCCAUCUUUGUCUUCAGAAUAUCCCUUCAGCCUCCUCCUGGGGAGCUGGUGUUUGGUAUCCGAGGUGUAUGUCUCAUUAGCUGGAGCCAUCAGGAAUUUCCCUGCAGUGCCAUCUCCCACCCUCCACCCCCCUUUUUUCCCCCCUCCUUGAACAUCUCUCCUCUAUUAAGCUGCCUUUCCCUUAGAGAAUUUAGUCUGGCCAUGGGCUUUUCCCAUCUAAGUCCACAGAUUAAAUCUGGCUAAGUUUUACUGUUUUCAGAGCUGGAACGAGGACCAUAGGAGUCGUCUUUGUGUUUAACCUUCCCUGGGGUGACUUUGCCUCCUUUUCCUUUCUUCACUAAACUCUAACAUGACAAAGUUCCGGCCCUUUUUGUUGGCCGGAAGUAGAUUUUAUUACAACUGUAUGUAAAGUAAGGGAAAAUGAGACUUGAGUGUGUCUUCUGACAUAAGAUGCCCAAGUUUCUGGGAAUGUACGUUGUGGCAUAUUUUGGCUUUUUAAAGUCUCCUUCUGGGUUCUCAGCUGUGUUCUGGAUAGGGGGGAUCAUGAGAGAAGGAGUCUCUGGAUAAGUGAAAUGAGUGUCCCUGUAAAUCACCCCUCAAGCUGUUAGCACAGUGUCUGAUGCAAGAAAGUUAAAUACCAAGAGGGUAACGAAAUUGAGUCUGCAUUUCUAUGAGGACCUGGGUCUGAGUCUCAGCUCCUCUAGCCAGCUCCAUGACCUUGGUUGGCCAAGUUCUUUCCUUUUCCUGGGCCUCUAUUAGAACUUUAAAUCCUGUGCCUUCGUGAAGCAGAGCAUACCAUAGCAAGUGUGAGGGAGGUGACAGGGGGCUGGGGUUGGGCAGAAGAUCCCCAGUUCCCUCUCUCUGACCAAGCGUGUCCCCCCUACCAACCCUCCU